AUGGGGCUGUACCUGUUGCUGGGCGCGUUGCUGCUCCUGCUGCUGCUGCUCCUGGGCGCCGUGCUGGUGGGCUUCCCGGGACGGCCCUCCAGGAGCCCCUUCCAGGAGGAUGCCCGGCGGCCCCCGGAGCCCCUUGUGACCGACAAGGAGGCGAGGAAGAGGGUCCUCAAGCAAGGCUUCUCCAGAGACAAAGUUCCUGACCAUCUGGACGCUAUUGUCAUUGGGAGUGGAUAUGGAGGCCUGGCUGUAGCUGUGAUGCUUUCCAAAGCGGGGAAGCGGGUUCUGGUCUUGGAGCAACAUGGGAAGGCAGGAGGCUGUUGCCAUACCUUCAAUGAGAAGGGUUAUGAGUUUGAUGUAGGGAUCCAUUAUGUGGGACAGAUGGAGGAGGGCUCCAUUCUGCGCAUGAUGAUUGACCAGCUCACAGAUGGGCAGCUCCAAUGGGCCAAGAUGGAUUCUCCCUUCGAUACAUUGAUUCUGGGGGACCCUGAUGUUGGCAAGCGGUAUUACCUACAUAGCGGGGAGACAGAUUACAUCCAAGGACUAAAAAAACAGUUCCCCGGAGAAGAGGCUGCUAUCGAUAGAUUCGUGACACUUGUAAAGAAAGUUUCCAAAGGAUGUCCCCUCUUGGCUAUACUGAAAAUGCUUCCAAUCCCCUUGGUUAUGUUUUUGCACCGGAGUGGCUUGCUGGCCUUGGUCUGUCCUUUCUUCAGGAUGCUGUCCAAAAAUGUUUUGAAUGUCGUAGCUGAGAUUACUUCAAAUGCAGACCUGAAAGCAGUGUUCACUUAUAUCUUCCCUACCUAUGGAGUGAUCCCUUCUAAGGCCAGCUUUUCUUUACAUGCAAUCCUUGUUGAGCACUUCUUCGGAGGUGGGUGGUAUCCUCAAGGCGGUUCCAGUGAAAUCGUAUUUCAGUCCAUCCACAUCAUUCAGCGAGCGGGAGGGAUUGUCCUCACCAAGGCACCUGUUCAGAGCAUCUUGGUGGAUCCUCAGGGAAAAGCAUGUGGUGUAAGUGUAAAGAAAGGUCAGGAUGUUGUGAAUAUCUAUGCACCUGUGGUAAUAUCUGAUGCUGGCAUCUUUAACACCUAUGAGAAGCUGUUGCCAAAUGAAUUAAAAGUUUUACCAGAUCGAGCAUGUCUCUGCAGGGACGCCUCUCACCAACUGCCAUUACAUAGCUUCUCCACGAGGGGAAAUGUACGGAGCAGAACACAGCAUUUCCCGUCUCCAGGUAGAAGUCACAACAACAAUCAGGCCCCAGACCCCUGUCCCAAACCUCUAUCUGACAGGUCAGGAUGUGUUUCUAGGUGGCUUUCCAGGAGCGCUUCAUGGAGCCCUUAUCUGUGCUUCUGCUGUCCUCCAGCGCAAUCUCUAUGUCGACCUGGUGCGGCUACGGAGAAAAAUGAAAGCCACGAGCAACAAGAAGGAAAACUGAGCCUCCGCCUCCACCUUGUGACAAUACCUUGGUCUUCUUCCCUGACACAGAGAAUGGUUUUACAGCUUCCUGGGUUCUUCAUUUCCCUUAGCAGGGGAUGCUCACUGGUGCUGAAUCUAGCUUGGUUUGCUACUAUGGACAGUUCCAGUUCACUAACACAACUGCGGGAGAUGCUUUGUGCAAUUAUCAUAUGUAGACAGAAACACUAAGUUACUGAGUUCUAUCUAGAUACAAAAGCACUUUCCACUUUUAGUACAUAGGUGAUUAUUCCUCCAAAAUCUUAUUGGUAUUGUGCCACUGCAACAGCAGCAUCUAGAGCUGUUUCCAUGCUAAGUAUUAAUGCAGCUGCUACUACAAUCACUGUUAUGUCCCACUUUCCUAAGUAGUUGAGGUGGCUUCUAUACAGCAACCUAUGGCUGUUGUCCCACUGCUCACACCCAUAGUUUAGCAGUGGGAAAUAUAUUUGGAAUGCAUAAAGCCAAGUCUCAGUCACCGGUGUCUCCAUUUACAAGAUCCUCAGGUUUUAACUGGUGGGAAUAAGCUUAUUCCCAAGUCUCUGAAUUUGUAUUUUUUUAUUAAUCCCUUUUCUACCCACCUGGACCCUGAAGUGUUGGGACAAGAAUAUGCAUAAAACAUUCUUUUAAAAAACACAAAAAACUUUUAAAACAGCGAGUUAAAAAAACCAAAUGCCAGACAGAACAGAUACAGUAUCAACCCCUCAUUGGAAGUGCAACAGGUUAACUUCAGAGGUUCUUCAUCGAAGUUGGUGAUGAAGCGAAAACCCUGUUUUGUGUACUUGCCACCUGGCAUCUCAGUGUCAUGAGACAUGUAAAAGGGCCUCUGUUGACGAUCUCAAAUUCCAGACAAGCUUAUAUAGGAGAAAGUGGUGAUUCAGAAAUCUUGGCCCCAAGCCACGUAGGGCUUUGUAGAGUGUAUUACAGUUCUCUAAUUGAGAGGUAAUUAUAGCAAGGAUCACUGUGGCCAAAUCCAUCUUGGAAUGUACUCUGAACUCUCUUCUUACUUUAGAUGCUUUUUGUAGCCCAGUAAUAGAGCAGAAGGACAACAGAGCCCUGCUGAAAUAGAGCAAGCCCUAAUCCAGAAUUAUAUUUUUUAACACAGUGACCAAUUAGUUGACUAUGGGAAGUCCAAGAGUAGGGCAUACCAAGAGUAGUGCAAUAGCACCCUCCCAAUCAUAUCCAACCAACACCUAAAAACUUUCUGUAUCACCAGAAGAAACAUAUAAGCACCCUGAAUCAUAUUAAUGGAUGGCCUUAUACUUUAUACAUCACAUGGAUCAGAGGAUCCAGUGAGGCAGCUUCCUAUGAAGCAUUGUUUUUCAAAAUGAGAAGUGGAUUUCCUGCCACCUCUAGGUUUUUUUGUUACUUGGAGGCUUUCCAUGAACCAUGGUUUAUUUUAGGUCUAAAAUUAGGAUCAGAUUUGAAGCUAAUCCAAAAGCCCCAGUUUGCAUUAGCUGUUGUUUGUUCUUAAAUCUAAAUUCCCAGAUCAUUGACAAACAGCAGCUGAAGUGUGUGGCGCUGUGAAAAUAGUUAUGAAUUGACUGUUAAUCCCAAACUUCAAAGCAGACAAGAUGGUUAGAACCAUGCUUUGUUUGUUGUGUGUCUUGAAAUGCAGUCCGUGCUGUGGUUUCUUAUCAAGAAAAAUAUAUAGUUUGAUAUGAUCUGAACAAAAUUAUUGUAUGAAUUCACAGGCAGAACAACACUAACAGCUGUUUCCUUUUGGUUCUUGGUUCUGGAGAGCCAAUUCCAAGCCUGUUAACUGUUGAUGUAAACAUAUUUAUUUAUUGUGUCAGAAGCAAAUUGAGGGUAGAGUUUUCAUGUAUUUAAAAACACAAACUAACUUAAAAACUUGGCGUUAUACUAGAUUUCUUUUGACCAGAAGCUGGCCACUUGGAGUGCCUCUGGUGUCAUGUGGCAGGAUUCAGGUUGCAUUGUAGUCGGUGGUCUGUGGUUUGCUCUUCUCCACACUCGCAUGUCAUGGACUCCACUUUGUAGCCCCAUCUCCUAAGUUUGGCUCUGCAUCUCGUGGUGCCAGAGCGCAGUCUGUUCAGCGUGUGCCCAGGGAGGAGUCUCUCAUCCGGUCUCAGCCAUGGAUUGAGGUUCCAGGUUUUUGCCUGCCACUUUUGACUCUUGCUGCUGAGGUGUUCCUGCGAGUAUCUCUGUAGAUCUUAGAAAGCUAUUUACUGAUUUAAGGUGUUGGCAUGCUGACUGAUAUCUGAACAGAGGAUGGGCCAGAGAUGUCAAUACUUUGGUCCUUUCAUUGCAGGCUGCUACUUCCUGACAGAUGUCAGGUGAUGCAGUACUGGAUAAACAGUAUAAUUUCUCCAGUGGUGUGGGGCAUAGACAUCCUGUGAUAAUGCGGCAUGUCCCAUUAAGAGCCAUUAAGAACUGUUUUAAUGUGGUGAGAUGUAUUCCACACUGGGAAUGCAUAUUCAGCAGUAGAGUAGCAAAGUGCAAGGGCAGGUGUCUUCACUGUGUCUGGUUGUGAUCCUCAGGUUGUGUCAGUUAACUUUUGUAUGAUAUUAUUUCUAGCACCCACUUUUUGCUUGAUAGUCAGGUAUUUGGGUGUGCUGCAAUGCUCCAGUGGGAUUCCUUCCCAGGUCACCCUCAGAGCUCGAGAUGCUUGUCUGUUCUUAAGAUGAAAAGCACAUGUCUGCAUUUUAGAUGGAUUAGGAAUCUGCUGGUUUUCUCUGUAACAGGCAGUAAGAGCACCUAAAGCAAAUCCUAAACCAAGAACCUCUAGUCUAUGAUGAGCUACUCAGAAUUAGAGCAUGGAAAGAAAAGUAUCUAUGAGUUCUUCCAUGAUUCUAUCUACCGUCAAGUAAUUGGCUUUGACUGGGAAGUCUCUAUAAUUGUUUCCGUGCCUAGAUCUUUGUGAACAUUAAGACGCUUGAAUACAUUUGGAGCAGCGCAAGAUUACUGCUUCUUUCUAUAUAUGGAGAUUGUUUUCUUUCUGAUAAUAGCCACAUCACCACAGGAAGCCUUUCUUUUCUUUUUAGAAAAGUAGAUUAAAAAUUGGAGAUUGCUUUAUAGUGACCGAGACAACUGGAAAUUUAAAUCAAGAGCGAUGCUUUCUAAGGAAGGCAGAGACCUUAACUGAUAUGUUUAGAUGCAUCUUAAGGACAGAUUUAAUCAAUAUAAGAGAAAUGCAGCCACAGGGGUUGGAGAAAAAGAGAGGGGUUUUUAAUAGUGUGUAAAGAUGAUGAGCAUGUAGCUUUAAAAAGUAUAUGUUACUUUUGAAAUUAGAAAUAAAUGAACCAGUAAGAAUACAUAAUAAGGUGGGCCCAAAACUUCAAUAUAUGGGAAAAAUGUUAUCCAUAGAUAUAAAAUGUACUUUGUGUAAUAAUUUAAAAGAAAACUUGCAUAGGAUGAUGUUCAGGUGGCAUAAGGUAAAGGUAAAGGUUUUCCCCUGACAUUAAGUCUAGUUGUGUCCGACUCUGGCGGUUGGUGCAAGACAAAGAACUGGCGUUGCCCAUAGACACCUCCAAGGCCAUGUGGCAUAUCACCCCCAAAUCAGUUGUUGAAAAAGUCCAGAAUGUUUCAAAGCAAUGUUGGGAAUGGAAUACCAAGAAUAAGGAGGACUCCUUUUUCAUACGCAGUGGACUUCAAAGAAGGCAGAAAGUUACCGGUCUGAGAUUUAUAUGUUAAUGCCCAACAAUGUAAAGGUAGAUUAUGUUGUAAUAUUACCAGGAAUAUUUCUGUUGGGCAUUAAGGGUAAAAGACUGGGCAGUGAACACAGAUCAUGUCUUUGAUACACAACAGCAAUGGGAACUGUUUCCUCGAACUUGGAAUUGGACAGACAAUUGAGGAAGGGAUUGCUGAAAUCGCUGAUUUGGCCCAAAUGGCCAAAUUAACGUGAGUUCUAAAAGUUAUGCUAAACUGAGACUUUCUGAAAGAGCAAUAACAAUCACAAUAUAAUGAUUUUUGAUUAUGGAAGUAGGAUGAUUUAAGUGGAUCUGCAAUGAUAGAUUCUAUUAUUAUAUUUUAUUAUAAUUGAGGAGACUCAAAGCGGCAUAACGUAAAAGCAUUAGCAUACAAUUUAAAAUAUACAAAUAUGCAAACAUUAAAACAGAAUUAAAUAUAAACAAUAUUAAAAUAUUCACAGUCAAAAACCAUUAAAACAUAUUCAAAGUUUUUGCCCCCUUUUCUUCUCAUGACAGUUAGGAUUGAAGGGUCACAGCCUUCCUGCAUUUUUAAUUAUGUCUAUCUUCUGUUUCUUUUCCUGCUUUCUUUUGUCUUUCUGGGUUUUUUUUUUUCAUUUCUGAAUAUAUUUUACUUUUUUGUAAGUUAGUGUUAAAAGUCAAUCAAUUAAAUAAAUAAAUAAUAAAAAAUGCACUGGCAACCAA
Molecule: messenger RNA, 5789 nt
Organism: Anolis carolinensis (green anole)
Lineage: Eukaryota; Metazoa; Chordata; Lepidosauria; Squamata; Anolidae
Gene: retsat
Product: retinol saturase
Exons: 8
Coding region: 1-1635 (544 amino acids)
Biological process (GO): retinol metabolic process
Cellular component (GO): endoplasmic reticulum membrane
Molecular function (GO): all-trans-retinol 13,14-reductase activity
Source: RefSeq, a predicted model, not a curated record